GGGCGCAGCGCUCUUCUCUAGAUCGUGACGUCUGAGGGGGCGGAAUUAAAGAAGCCGAGAUUGCCCGAGCCGAGGACAGGGCUGUGGGCAGGAUGUCCCCGGUCAUACACUAGUGGCCCCGCGGGGACUGUGGGCGGGGGCCCCGGAGCUGUGUGAUCUCCUGGAUGCCGAGGACCGCAGGAAGUUAUUUGUAUCUAAUAUGUUGCGCGGCUCAGCUCGGCCUGUGUGGAAAAGCCUUGGAUAGCAGAGCCGAAAGGGACUAAGAGAGCGGAAUAGUGAAGGCUGAACACUUCACCAGGCACCAUGUCUGUCAUGAUGGUGAGGAAGAAGGUGACCCGGAAAUGGGAGAAGCUUCCUGGGAAGAACACGUUCUGCUGCGAUGGCCGGGUCAUGAUGGCGAGGCAGAAGGGGAUCUUCUACCUGACACUCAUACUCAUCCUCGGGACAUGUUCUCUCUUCUUUGCUUUCGAGUGUCGCUAUCUGGCCGUGCAGCUCUCGCCGGCGAUCCCCGUGUUUGCCGUGCUCCUCUUCCUCUUCUCUAUAGCCACGUUGCUGCGGACCAGCUUCAGUGACCCCGGAGUAAUACCGCGAGCGCUGCCGGAUGAAGCGGCUUUUAUCGAAAUGGAGAUUGAGGCAGCCAAUGGGAACGUGCCGCAGGGUCAGAGGCCGCCUCCUCGCAUUAAAAACGUCCAAAUCAACAAUCAGAUUGUGAAGCUGAAAUAUUGUUACACCUGCAAAAUCUUCCGUCCGCCCCGCGCCUCGCACUGCAGCAUCUGUGACAACUGUGUGGAACGUUUCGACCAUCAUUGCCCCUGGGUGGGGAACUGCGUGGGGAAGAGGAACUAUCGUUACUUCUACCUCUUCAUCCUCUCCCUGUCCCUCCUGACAAUCUACAUCUUCACCUUCAACAUCGUCUACGUCGCUCUCAAUUCUUUAAAAAUCGGCUUCCUGAACACAUUGAAAGAAAGUCCCGGGACUGUGCUGGAGGUCUUCAUCUGCUUCUUCACCCUCUGGUCUGUGGUGGGAUUAACUGGAUUCCACACGUUUCUCGUGUCUCUGAACCAGACGACCAAUGAAGAUAUAAAAGGAUCCUGGACUGGUAAAAACCGGGUACAGAACCCAUACAGCCAUGGUAACCUAAUGAAAAAUUGCUGUGAGGUUCUAUGUGGCCCAGUUCAGCCAAGUGUUCUGGAUAGAAGAGGGAUCCUCCAGGAGCCGCUGAGUCCUCCAGGGAAGACUGAACCAGAAAACGGUAGUACGCAGCGAGACUCUGUGGCGACCGUCCCGCUGAUGCCCACUGAUCCUCCUGUGAAGCCCUCGGUCCCCGACGUCCAGAAAGAUCCCAACGCCCUGGAAAUGGCCGUUCAGAUCCCCAAAGAAUCAGACGGGAAGCAGGAGACAGAAAAGUAAAAGCGACGAAAUAUUUCUCAGCGAAAAGCAGAAUAAUGUGACAAAUCCACGGGAAAACUACGGGAAAGCGACAGCCGGCCCACUACGCCAUUUUUCUUUAGUAUUUGCUUGUGUUAAUAUGAAGGUGACGUCUUGUGAGAUAGAGAUUCAUCUUUAUCGGUCUGGAGAAAAAAUAAUAUAAAAAGGCUCAAAAAGGCUCAAUGAAAAAACAAAAACAAUCUAAAAAAGACUUCAGGUGCUAGUCCAACACGCCAAUGACAUUACGUGUGAGCGCGCCUCGCCUGGCCGCCGUACCGCGACACAUCUCCACUAUGGGAGCUGGCUCUUCAGACUGUACCUACAAUCGUAUUAUGCAUCCCCUGGACGACCGGCGGACAAUCUCUAUCUGGACAUUAUGGGGUCUGUCUAUAGGGGCAACGACGUGUCACAUGAUCGGCACCUUACCGAAAGAAAUAAAGAUAUGCAUUGCUUUUUGUUUUAUUUGCCAAAACUGGAAGGGAUGACACUUCUGGUGAAGCCGAAAUCUGUCUCUGCACUACUUCUUCUUCUUCCCGGAGGUCGUUUUUUUUUUUUUUUUUCUUUUGGGGACUAAGUGAUUCUGACCACACAGACUCUUCUUUCAGCUCGGGAGACCCCCAAAAACCAGAGGACCCGUAUUAUUUGGUCGUUGUCCUAGUUCAUCGCCCCCCUCACUACAUCCCCCCCCCUCCCCGUCAUGACGUAGAUGUUUGUCCACGUGGCGUGAGGUCAUCCCUACCAUAUCCAGCUCAUUCAUUCCCAUACUGUAGGUUUUUUGUGGUCUUGCAAUGAACAUAAGGAUAGUUAGGAGGCUCCAUAGGAGCUGCUAUGUGUCGAAGAGGUUUUUUUUAUUUUUUUUUGUAAUUUUUUAGGGCAUUUUUGAACGUCUUCUGAAGUGCGAAGAAUUUCUUGCUGCUGCUCUACGAUUCUUACUUAAAGGUGUAUUCCGCUC
This is a messenger RNA of Hyla sarda, 2380 nucleotides long. It is a transcript of the gene ZDHHC9, whose product is annotated as zinc finger DHHC-type palmitoyltransferase 9. Gene Ontology annotation, biological process: peptidyl-L-cysteine S-palmitoylation; protein targeting to membrane. The coding region runs from base 304 to 1410 and encodes 368 amino acids. The record is from RefSeq and is a predicted model, not a curated record. The transcript is spliced from 10 exons. Gene Ontology annotation, molecular function: protein-cysteine S-palmitoyltransferase activity. Lineage: Eukaryota; Metazoa; Chordata; Amphibia; Anura; Hylidae. Gene Ontology annotation, cellular component: endoplasmic reticulum; Golgi apparatus.